This is a messenger RNA of Aspergillus aculeatus ATCC 16872, 612 nucleotides long. RefSeq lists its product as uncharacterized. The record is from RefSeq and is a predicted model, not a curated record. The transcript has 2 exons. NCBI's taxonomy places the organism in Eukaryota, Fungi, Ascomycota, Eurotiomycetes, Eurotiales, Aspergillaceae. Gene Ontology annotation, biological process: mitochondrial respiratory chain complex IV assembly. Bases 1 to 612 code for a protein of 203 amino acids. Gene Ontology annotation, cellular component: mitochondrion; mitochondrial inner membrane.
AUGGCUGACGAUACGCGGGGCUCCACAACUAUUGCUCCGGAGCAAAGGGAGCCGGAAUCGCAAAAUACUGCAUCGGAUUUCACAUCCCAAAAGAAGCUGAAGCAUGAGAUUCCUCAAUCGCAAGUCGGAAAACUUUGGGACGCAUUUGGAAACCCUGAAGAGCCUGUAAACAUGCUUCCUUCUGCUGGGAUCAAGUCCGGAAAGAAGCAUGCCGACAUCACGGUCACCGAAGCUAUGAAGUCAAUGUCGUUGGAGAAUGCUACGUCUUUCUACAAAGCACCCUGUGCUCGGGAUUCGUUGCUUAUCGGAAUCGGCGCUGGGUUCGGUAUAGGUGGGGUGAGGGGUGUCAUUGGAGGGCUGCCCAAGAUUUGGACUGCCUGUAACUGGGCCGUGGGCGCAUUUGCCAUUACCGCCCUCGCAACACAUGAAUUCUGCCAGCGACGUCGAGUACAGGAACUGGACGGCAUGAAACAGGCUGUGGAGCUGAUGAAGGAGCUCAAACUCAAGAAGCAGCGUGAGAAGGAGCAGAAGGAAAAGGAAGCCGCGCGCCUGGCGGAGGAAGAGAGGCAACGGAAGAGUUGGACCAACCCUUCCAACUACAAGUUCUGGUAG